AUGGUUCUACUGACACGUGGUCCAACCUCACCCAUUGAAAGAAAUGAAUCUUCAGUGUCACCUUCUGAAGUCAAUCAAGAUGGCAGAAACUCUGUUUUGCCAGCUGUAAACUCCCAGUCUAUUAUUGACGACAAAAAUUCAACAAAAGAACAAGAAUCUGGGUCUCCAACUGGUGACUACUCUGGUACCGAUUCAGGUGACGGUUUCAAGCCCUCAUCUAGUUCGUCUUCAUCCUCAAAUAGUUCCUCCAGUUCAAGUAGUUCAUCUAGUGAUAGUAGCUCUGAGAAUGAAGCUGUUGAUAACCAAGAGCCAACAUCAUCAAAAAAAAGGGGCCGAAGAAAGACUUAUGUGAUCAAUGCGUUGCAUAUGAAAAUGCACCAGCUCAAGAAAAAGAAAAAUUGUACGCCAGCUACAAGGUUCACCAAGAAGAAAAGAGCUUGA
Helicoverpa zea (corn earworm) is the source of this 441-nucleotide messenger RNA. RefSeq names its product osteocalcin 2-like. Bases 1 to 441 code for a protein of 146 amino acids. Lineage: Eukaryota; Metazoa; Arthropoda; Insecta; Lepidoptera; Noctuidae. The record is from RefSeq and is a predicted model, not a curated record. The transcript has 2 exons.